AAUGAAUGUGUGACUGACAGUGUCAUUACUCGACAAAUUCUGUUGUUUUAUCUUUGCAAAGAUAGUCCAUCAAAAUCAAAUUAAAGUGAGAGAUAUUAAUAGUCUAUUUACAUACAAAAGAAAGAGUGCAAUAGUACUUUAUGUUGAUAAUUAGAGUUAAUUCCCUGAAACACUCCUUGUACUGUCUGUCAGUGAAUGUGUCAACCAAGUGAAGAUUGUUAUGUCAGUGAAUUGUUGGUGUUUUGAGAAUAAAUUACUUCUAGCCAGGAAUGUCGGGAUCAAAGAAAAUGGUAAAAAAACUGUUAUUUCGAUCACUAUCAAAUACUUGCAGAGGAUAACGCGUAAAUUAUUUACUUACGAACGAUACUGCGCGUGCAGUCGGCCGAGGGCACGGCGCGCGUGGAGAUGCUGGACACGGACGUGACGGCGCAGCUGUUCGAGCGCGUGCACGAGAGCCUGCACCUGAGCACAUUCGCGUUCGCGCUGCACAAGGACCGCCAGCGCAAGGAGGAGGUCACGUCCAGCAAGUCGCGGCGCCUGCGCGACUACGGCCUGCAGCACGGAGACAUGCUAUACCUUAGCCCUGUCAAUGGUGCUGUGCUCUUUGAUCAGCCAUCCACCAGUGGAGAGACUAAUGAGAAUAACAAACCAUUUGGUGAGCCUGUUGAGGCUGGUCCCUCAACUUCUAGUACAGUGGUUGCAGCCCAGACCACAGCCGCUCGGCCAAUAGCAGUGGAAGAGGAUGAGGUAGAUUUACAAUUGUACCGCAUGUCAGGCAACAUUCAAAGGCAACGAGAUGAGAAGCUAUGCCGACAUAACUCCAAGGGCUGUUGCGUGCACUGCUCUCCGCUGGAGCCCUGGGACGAGGGCUACCUCAAAGAACACAAUAUCAAGCACAUGUCAUUUCAUGCAUAUUUGCGCAAAAUCACAUCAGGCAACUUUAUCUCAUUAGAUGAGCUCUCUUGUAAAAUUAAGCCAGGUUGCUCGGAGCACCCGCCGUGGCCGCGCGGCAUCUGCUCCAAGUGCCAGCCCGGCGCCGUCACGCUCAACCGCCAGCCCUACCGCCACGUGGACAACGUGCUGUUCGAGCACCCCGCCGUGGUGGAGCGCUUCCUGGCCUACUGGCGCGCCACGGGCCACCAGCGCGUCGGCUUCCUGCUCGGCCAGUACGAGCGCCACCCCGACGUGCCGCUAGGUAUCCGCGCGCGCGUGGCCGCCAUCUACGAGCCGCCGCAGACGUCGACGCGCGACAGCGUGGCGCUGCAGCCCGACCCGCGCGCGCCGCUGCUGGCGGAGCUGGCGCGGCGCCUGGGGCUGCGGGCCGUGGGCUGGAUCUUCACGGACCUGCUGCCGCUGGACACGGCCACGGGCACGGUGCGCCACAUCCGCGGCGUGGACACGCACUUCCUGUCGGCGCAGGAGUGCAUCAUGGCGGGCCACUACCAGAACCUGCAUCCCAACGCCUGCCGCCACGCCUCCUCCGGGUACUUCGGCUCUAAGUUCGUCACGGUCUGCGUCACGGGCGACAGCGACAAGCAGGUGCACCUGGAGGGCUACCAGGUGUCGGGGCAGUGCCAGGCGCUGGUGCGCGACGACAUCCUGCUGCCCACGCGCGACGCGCCCGAGCUCGGCUACAUCCGCGACUCCUGCGACGCGCAGUACGUGCCCGACGUCUACUACAAGGAACGAGACGCGUACGGUAACGAGGUGGGCGUGUCCGCCAAGCGGGUGCCCGUGGCGUACCUGCUGGUGGACGUGCCGGUGGGCGUGGCGGGCCCCGGCGCGCCGCCCACGUUCUGGGCGCAGGCCGCCUUCCCGCCCGCCAACCGCGCGCUGCAGCAGCACCUGCAGACCCUGCGCGCGCUGCACGCGCACCUGGCGGCCGCCGACAGCUUCCUGCAGGCGGCGUCCGACCUGCACGCGCUGCUGUUCCUGGCCACCAACGAGGCGCUGCCGCUGUCGCCCGACGCGCUGCAGCCGCUGCUGACGGCCGUGCGGGCGCGCGACGCCGCGGCCGCCGACGCGUGGCGCGGCACGCCCAGCGCCGCCACGCUCGACACGCUGUGCCGCGCCGCCGCCGACCACGACGCCGACAGCGCGGCGCUGGGCGGCGGCGCGGGCGUGUGGACGUGUCCGCUGUGCACCUUCCACAACGCGCCGCACAACGACGCCUGCGAGAUGUGCGCCAUGCCCAGAAGCAACGCGAUGUAAAUAGUGGUCGUCGGUCGGCGGCGACAGCGACCGUGCAUACAGAGAUAACGCGGACACGCGCCGCGGUGCCCGCUGUUCUAUUAUUUUUCUAUUGUAUUGUACUGUUCCGGCGGCGGACGUCGCAUCUACAUCUUAGUGAAUUCUCGUAUAAGUGUAUAAGUCGGUCUGAACUUGCUGUAAUGAUAAUAAUAAAUAUCAGCAACUAAAACAA
This is a messenger RNA of Helicoverpa armigera (cotton bollworm), 2422 nucleotides long. It is a transcript of the gene Npl4, whose product is annotated as nuclear protein localization protein 4 homolog. Gene Ontology annotation, cellular component: nucleus. Gene Ontology annotation, molecular function: ubiquitin binding; ubiquitin protein ligase binding. The record is from RefSeq and is a predicted model, not a curated record. Gene Ontology annotation, biological process: ubiquitin-dependent protein catabolic process. NCBI's taxonomy places the organism in Eukaryota, Metazoa, Arthropoda, Insecta, Lepidoptera, Noctuidae. The transcript is spliced from 10 exons. The coding region runs from base 406 to 2211 and encodes 601 amino acids.